AUGCGGUCCUCUUUGACGACGGUGCUACGGCACCUCCUCUUCGCGACUCUCGCGGGGACAUCCCGCGCUUUCCUUGGUGUUCAAGAUGAUAGGUUAGUUCUUGGUAUUAACAAUGAGUAUUCAGGUGUUUGUUAUACGUACGUAUCCGUCUAUCCAGUCCUUGCCGAUAUUCCCGACUACAUCACCGUCACACAAUCAUACAAGGGCUCAGUCAAGACUCUACAAACCGUUCCUCCGCAGGGCGAUGAACCAGGUAUUGUCAUCGUUCAGGAGCCGGGCGGUACUUCAUCACCAGAGAACACAAUCAUUUCAGCAUCAGAUGGGGGUUCUUACGUGAUUACACUUCGCCCACAUAAGGGAUCAGUUUCGAUUACUUCAGCCAUCACAAGGGUUAUUCCACCAACAGAUGGUAACCCUGGAGAGGUCAUUAUCGAAACCCCAGGCGAUGGCACUUACGAAACCCUUCGACCACUUACUCUCGAACCUCACGGCACAUCUGGAUAUGUCACAGUUCUCCAGCCACUUACUAACGCAGAACUCUCAUCCAUUGAAUGGAUUACUCUCUCACCCAGCGGAGGACAACGUGGUUCAGUCAUUAUCCACGUUCCUUCCAACACACUCACUAGAGGCAAACUCGAACCUCUCACACUCGAGCCUGCUAAGAUCGGUGGUUUUGUCACCGUCAUCGAGGCGCAUGAAACAGUUUCAACAGUCAUCCGCGUGACUAUUGAACCGAGCGGCAAAAAUCCCGGUACGGUUCUUAUUCAAACACCAGCUUUGGCUUCUCUCCAAGCUCUGGGACGCAUCGAGGCCCAGACGAUCACUCUACAACCUGAAGACGCGACUGGUUAUGUCACUAUUAUCGAACCAGCUGAGGGAGACGUCACGCCCACAGCUCCUAUUAGAAUUACUAUUCCUCCGACUGGCACCAAGCUCGGCACUGUUUUGAUUCAAACACCCCCUGGAGUUAACAACGCCGAUCAGGGAGGACCAAAGGCUACUCUACCACCAGGUGCCACGGCUCCACCAGGUGGCUCAGAUUCUGAUGGAUCAGUAUCUUAUACUACCAUUACCCGAGUUGUCACGGACCUCGAUCUUGGUGAUGGCGGUUCAGGCGAUGGGUCUGGUAAUGGUUCGAAUGAUGGAUCAGAGGACAACUCUGGCGACGACGCAAACGGCGAUGCGGCAGCUGGAGGCGACGGCAACGACGAUAACGGGCCACGACAAACGGUCACGAUUCCUCCCGAAAACGGAAAAUUAGGAACCGUUCUCAUUCUCAGGCCAGGACGCUCAGGCGAUUCUGCCACUGGGCAAGACGGUCAAGACAACGCCGUGGAAAGCUUGUCCGGAGAUGCCCAGCAGUCUGACUCUGCCAACGGAGACUCCGAUGAUGAGGAUUCAAAGUCUGGGAGAAUAGAAAAUGACGGCGAGGAAGAUUCAGAUGAUCAGUCUGGCGAUUCAAAUUCUCCUGGUGCCAAUGCAGGCGCCGAUGGCUCAGACGGCGACAACGGCGAUGGAUCUUCUGGCUCUGGUUCAGGUUCCGGAUCGAAAUCUGGCAGCGGCUCUGGCCAGCAAGGCCAAGGCAAUGACUCAGUAGACAAUGAUUCAACUGGAGGUGAUGAUAACUCAGGAGGAGAUGCCCAAGGAGGCAGCGGUUCUGGAAACAAUGAUCCCGACGAUCCCAACUUCCGCGAUGGCCACGGCAAACACAAUGGCAACCAUGACGACUCCGAUGGCCAUAGGGGUGGCUCUUCAAAUAAUAACUCUGGAGGAAGCGGAUCUGGAGAUGGUAGCUCCAGUGAUGGAGGUAGCCAGGGAUCCGGAGGAAACGGAGGUUCUGGAGGCGACAAUGGUCAAAACAACUCUGGAAACGGAAAUUCAGGGUCUAACAACGGCUCUGGAAACAACGGUUCUUCUGAAUCUGGAAACUCUUCUGGUGGCUCCAACUCUGGAAAUGGUCAGUCCGGCAGCGACAACCAGUCUGGAGGUUCAGGCAAUGACGGAGACUCCUCGAAUAACUCAGGCGGCUCUGAUUCGCCCUCCAUCGGCGAAGUCGAGAGUAACGACUCUGGAGAUGGCUCUUCAAGGGGCAACUCUGGAGAUAGCUCUGCAGACGACGACGACUCCGGCUCUGGGUCUGGGUCUGGCUCCAACUCCAACAAUGGCAAUAGUUCCGGAGGGUCUGGCUCAGGGGGCAACAACAACAACGGUGGCUCUGGACAAGGCAGUUCUGGUGGCCAGUCUUCAGGAAACAAUAACAACUCUGGAGGUAGCGGAUCUGGUUCCAACAACGGUGGCUCCGGCUCAGGGUCCAACGACAAUGAUUCCGGAGAUGGCACCAAUGGAAACACUAGCGGCACAGGAAACUCUGGCAGCGGAGACAACAACUCUGGCUCUGGCUCUGGAAACAAUGGUUCCUCUGGCGGGAACGGUUCCUCAGGCGGUGGCCAAUCGGGAACCCCUCAGGGCGGAGACAACUCCAGCCCAGGCUCUUCAGGAGGCAGUGGGUCUGGAUCCAACAACAGCGGCAGUGGCUCGCAAGGUGGAUCGGGAUCGGGCUCAUCAGGGUCUGGAUCUGGUGGAAACGGAAACGGUUCCUCUGGUGGGAGUGGCUCUGGGUCUAAUAAUAACGGCAAUGGAUCCUCUGGAGGUGACGGCAAUGGAUCUGGAUCAGGGUCCGGCAGUGGGUCUUCUGGAGGUAACAACUCCGGAGGAAGUGGAUCAGGGUCCGGCAACAACGGCUCCUCCGGGGGUAACGGUAACACUUCUUCAGGAGGUUCUGGAUCAGGGUCAGGAAACAAUGGUUCUUCAGGUGGCACCGGAUCCGGAUCAAACAAUGGCAGCGACAACGGUGGUUCAUCGGGAGGUAGUGGAUCGGGAUCCGGAAGCACCGGCUCAUCUGGAGGGAACGGCAAUAAUUCCGGAGGAAACGGAUCGGGAUCCAACAACGGCAAUAGCUCGGGAUCUGGCAACAACGGAUCUUCUGGUAACGGAGGAAACGGUAAUAGCUCCUCUGGUGGCAAUAACUCGGGAUCGGGAUCCAACGGCAGUGGAAGUGGUUCAUCUGGAGGCAACGGCAACCAGUCCGGAGGCACCAACAACAAUGGUGGCUCUGGCUCUGGGUCCUCCGGGGGUGACGGAUCCGGAUCCGGGUCUGGUAAUGCAUCGCGCUCGGUAUCUGCAUCUCCAAGCCCUGGUGGCAAGCUCAACCCCGAUGACGACAAUAGCUCUGGAGGUGCUGCCCCUACAACUCGAGUCCCCUCAAACAACGGGUCAGGCAAUAAUUCUGGCAACAACAACAACUCCGGUGGUAAUAACUCUGGAAGCAACGGAUCCGGAGGCAACUCACCAGGAAGCAACGGCAACUCGGGCAAUAACAACUCCGGUGGAAACGGUAGCUCGAGCGGCGGUGACAACUCUGGAGGUGAUGGAGACGGAUCUUCUGGAGGUAAUGGUUCUGGGGCUGGCUCUGGCAACGGCUCUUCAGCAUCCAGGAGCUCGACUCGUGCCCCUAAUGGUGGCGCUACGCGACCCCAGCCUCAUCUCCAGACCACAACUUCCCGCUACACCGUCACGUCAAGUGGUCAAGUUGUCACGCGUACUUCGGUCAUCGUCGAGACAAUUAGCGACUCGGGCGACGGAACUGGUACAUCCAGUCAUCGUUCUGCGUCAGUUCGUGGAGACAGCUCAUCAUCGCAUCACGGCUCAGCUUCCAGUCAUUCCUCCAGGCCUCAUAUAGCUGCCUCUGUCGCUGGAACCCCAAGACCUUCUCAAAGUUCUAACGGCGGAUCCGGUUCUGGUGGCGGCUCUGGUGAUGAUGAAGAGUCUACUUCCGGCAACGGGCAGGCUCCUUCGGCCACCUUGACACCUGUGGAGCAGAUCAUUCCUUCAGCUGUAACCACCGUUUCAGGCGGAUCGGCUUCAACUAACUCGAGAGCUGGAUCCAGUGUCAGUCAGCCAUCCGCCGGAGGAAACAGCCAAGCCUCCAACUCUGCUGGAAACUCGGCCAACAAUGGUGCUGCAUCCAGUUCUGGUUCCCGAGCUGCUUCUAGCUCUGGAUCUUCAACCAACACUGCAGCAUCUAACGGCAACGGCGGAGCCGGUGGUUCCAAUUCCGCCUCUGCCGGCAAUGGAGGAGCUGCUAAUGGAUCUGGCUUCUCAUCUUCACUUCCAGCCAACACGAGAGUUGCAAGUGGUUCUGCAGCUACUGCUUCAGGCCAAGGAAGUGGUGGAGUUCAGGCAUCCAGAUCCGGGGCUGGAUCCUCUGGUACAGGUACGCCUAACCAGAACAACGGUUCAGAUGGCGAUGAUGACUCUGGCUCAGGGGGUGGAUCCAAUGCUUCGAACACCGCUGGAUCGGCUGGCGGUCGAGCUUCCAGCUCUCACUCCAGCUCGCAUGGCUCGCACAGUUCUACUGUCUCGGGCGUAGUGGCUGGAGGUGCCGUGAGCUCGGGAUCCGCAGGUGGCGCUUCAGCAACAGGUGCUUCCAACUCGGCUCACCACUCUGGUUCUGCCCAUGGCUCUUCAAAUACAGCACAUGGUGGCAGCCAGGCCUCCACACCUAGUGGCUCCGGCCCUGAUGAUGAUUCGGGCGAUGACGAUGGAGCCCAGCAAGGAGGGAAUGGCUCCAACGCCUCUUCCACUGGCGCAACAGGACACUCAAGCUCAGCUCACCACUCUUCUGGAUCUUCGCAUACUGGUUCUGGCAAUCAGUCAGGUUCUGUUGAUGGAGCCAAUGCUACUGGUGCUCCUCAGGGUGCUGGUGGAUCAGCUCACAGCGGAUCGGCCGGCCAUGGCACCCACACUGGUGGCAACUCAGCGUCUCCCUCCAGCGGCCAAGGCCAACAGCCUGGAGAUGAUGACGAGGAGGAAGAGAACAAUGUCCCCGGUUCAGGUAGUUCUGAUCCUGCUCAUACUUCAGGAACUGGUGCCCAUGGCUCUGCCCAUAGUACAUCUCACCCCGUUUCGGCUCACGUCAACAACGCCUCUGGAACACACGCAUCAGGUGCUGGCGCUUCUGCGACUGGUGCUGGUGCUGGUGGCGACGGCGACGGCGACGGCGACGAAGAUGGUGGUGAUGAUGACGGUGGAUCUGGAAACCAAGCUUCUCACACAGGUUCAGGCUCUGUCCACUCGGCUCACGGAACUGCCACAGGUGCUUCGGGAGACUCUCAUGGAGCCUCUCAUUCGAGCAGUUCAGGUGCUUCCCAUGCUUCCGGCACAGGUGUAGCUGGUGUCGGUGAUGGAGAUGGCGAUGACAACUCUGGAGAUGGCGACAGCUCUGAAACUGCAACUGACGACGACACUGCUUUCCUCACACCCGAGGUCCCAGUUCCUACUGGCGUCCCCUCGGACGAUGGUGAUGACGACGAUUCAGGAGCUGCCCAAACCGAGACAGACGACUCUGGUGCUGGGUCUGUGACUGAUGAUGAGACUGCUUUCAUCACGCCCCAAGUUCCAGUGCCCAGUAGAUUCUUGACUAGUGCUAAUGGUGGUGAUGAUGAUGACGCCUCCGCAACUCAGGAUGAUGGAGGCUCUGACGAGUCCACUACCGACGACGCAGAUGCUGGAGGGACUGGCACUGGAGACGAUGACGGAUCUGCAAGCGAAACCGAAGACUCUGGGUCAACAGCAACUUCUUCUGGAGCUGGCUUUGAUGACGAAGAUGAAGAUGACCAUGAUACUAGUUCAGGCAUCACAAGCUUCACUUCUGGAGCCGCAGCUACCGGAGCUCAUCAUGGCGCUACAACCAUCCCAGCGACAAACGGUGGCAACGUCACCAUUUACAGACCUGGUUCUCGCCUCGCCUUCCACACUAUCUACAUCGCGCCCACAUCUACUGAGCCAGGAACCGUUAUCAUUGAGACGCCAACCAUGGGCCCUCUGGCCAGCGGCGGUGCUUCUGCUUCGGACGGUGCGAAGCCUAACGUUACCAUCUACAGUGGUGGAUCUGGGUCGGUCACUCAUACGUCCUUUAUCCCCGCCACUGGAACUGAUGAGGCCGGCACUGUUAUUAUCGUGACGCCUACUUCAGACCCCGACGAUGAGACUGAUGGGGAUAUCACCGGGUCUGUGAGCACAAGGCACCACGUUACCAUCAUCAGCGGCGGCCCAGGCUCUGUUGCUUAUACAACCUACUACCCCCCGGCCAAUUCGGAUGGGCAGGGCACAGUUGUCAUUGUCACCCCGACUGCAGACCCUGGUGACGGUGAUGAUGGCGCUACAGCCACGGAUGAUGAUAAUAAUUCAGAAGCCACUGGAACCGACGGCUCUCCUGAAGACGGCGAGACUGGAAGCAACUCCUUCAGCAUCAGGCCCAAUGUCACCGUCUACAGCACUGGCACUGGAUCAGUUGGUCACACGACUUACCUGCCAGCUACUGCCUCCAACGAAGCAGGCACAGUUGUCAUUGUGCGUCCAGCUGGCGAUGCCACUGAGACCGACGAUGGGGCCGGUAGUCCUACUGUGACCAUCUACAGUGGAGGUCCAGGCGCGACAGGGCAUACCACCUACGUCCCUCCCGCAACCUCGGGCGAGGCCGGUACUCUAUAUAUCAUCACACCAACUUCGGGUCCUGAAACUGAGACUGGUGAUGGAGAUAACACCCCAGCUGUGACGAUUUACAGCGGUGGCCCCGGCUCAACGGCUCAUAGCACCUAUGUCCGCGGUGCUUCUGGUGAAGCUGGAACCCUCUACAUCGUCACUCCUACUGGUGGCUCUCACAGUCACACUUCUGGGCAUUCUGAUACCCACGCUGGUCGACCUACUGUCACUAUCUAUAGUGGCGGUUCUGGUUCGACUACUCGCACGAGCUAUGUCGCCCCAACUGGCACAGAUGAGGACGGAACUCUCUAUAUCAUCACUCCCACUACCGGUCCAGAAUCCGAGACUGACGGGGAAGAUGAUGGCCCUACUGUUACUGUUUACAGCGGCGGCCCUGGCUCUAGUGGUCACACAUCCUUUGUCCCUGGAGUCUCGGGCGAACCGGGUACUCUUUACAUCGUCACCCCCACUUCUGGUCCCGAAGCUGAGACCGAUGAUGGAGACGAUAGCCCUACCAUCACUGUGUAUAGUGGAGGCGCUGGCUCGAGCGGCUAUACCACCUACGUCCCUGCAGCUGAGUCUGGGGAAGCUGGAACGCUCUAUAUCGUUACGCCAACUGCCGUUUCACGUGAAACCGUCACCAUACGCAGUGGCGGCCCCGGAUCAACAGGUUAUACGACUUAUGUGCCCGGUGUCUCGGGCGAGCCAGGAACUCUUUACAUCGUUACUCCAACAUCUGGCCCUGAAGCCGAGACCGGGGAUGGAGACGACAGCCCGACUGUCACCAUCUACAGCGGUGGCGCAGGCUCAAGUGGCUAUACUACCUACGUCCCGGCCGCUGAAUCUGGCGAGCCCGGAACACUCUACAUUGUCACGCCGACUGCUGGCACCCAUGCUCACUCUGGUAGCAGCCAUACCGGAGCCCAUACCGUCACUGUACACAGUGGUGGCCCUGGGGCAACUGGCCAUACAACGUAUGUGCCGGGCGUUUCAGGCGAUCCAGGAACUCUUUAUAUCGUUACUCCAACCUCUGGAUCUGAGGCUGAGACUGAUGAUGGAGACGAUGACGCCCCUACAGUCACCGUCUAUAGUGGUGGCUCAGGCUCAAGCGGCUACACCACCUAUGUUCCCGGUGUCGAUGAUGAGCCUGGGACGCUCUACAUCGUCACCCCAACUGGCGAUUCCGAGACUGAUUCUGAUGGCCAGCCCACUGUUACUAUCUUCAGCGGCGGCCCCGGGGCCACUGGGCACACCACCUAUGUGGCAGGAGUCUCAGGCCAACCUGGCACUCUUUACAUCGUCACACCCACUGCUGGCGCAACUGCAGAUGAUGAUGAAGAUUCCGGAAACCAGACUGACAGGCCUACCGUGACUAUCUACAGUGGCGGCCCUGGUUCCACGGCACACUCUACUUACGUGUCGGGCGUUUCGGGUGAGCCUGGCACUCUUUAUAUAGUCACACCUACCGCUAGCGUCACUGGAACAGAUCUCGACGACGCCAAUGAGACUGAUGGCCCUACUGUUACUGUCUACAGCGGUGGACCCGGUGCAACUGCGCACUCAACCUUCGUCUCAGGGGUUUCAGGCCAACCCGGCACUCUCUAUAUCGUCACGCCUACCUCAGGUGUCACUGAGACCGAUGAUGCAGGCGAGGUCAGCCAAACGGGAGCUGGUAAUGUUACUAUCUUCGCGGGUGGACCUGAUUCAACCAGAUACACCAACUACAUCCCCCCGACUGCUCCUGGAGAAUUAGGAACACUGGUCAUCAUCACUCCCACAGCUAGCGCGUCUGCUACCGAUGAUGAUUCAGGAAGCCCAACUGUCACCGUUUACAGCGGCGGUCCUGGUUCAACAGCACACUCGACCUAUGUUGCAGGCGAAGAUGGUGAGCCAGGCACCCUGUAUAUCAUCACCCCGACUGCUGGUGCUGCCGAAACUGAUGAUGACUCCGGAACUCCUACUGUCACUAUCUUCAGUGGUGGCCCAGAGUCUACAGGACAUACUACGUACGUGCCAGGUCUCUCAGGCGAACCCGGGACUCUCUAUAUCGUUACGCCAACUUCUGGAGCUUCACCAACCGGUGAUGAUGAUGAGGCUCCAACUGUCACCAUCUUCAGCGGAGGCCCUGGUUCUACCAGACAUAGCACUUACCUCGCACCAGCCGAGUCCGGCCAGGCAGGCACUCUCAUAAUUAUCACACCUACAGGUGCAUCUGCGACCGAUGAUGAAGACUCAGGAACUCCCACAGUCACCGUGUACAGUGGAGGACCUGGAUCUACGGCGCACACGACGUAUGUCCCUGGUGAGGACGACGAGCCGGGCACACUCUACAUCAUUACACCGACUUCCGGACCCGCUGCAACGGAUGACGACGAUGAUGCUCCAACUGUCACGGUCUUCAGUGGAGGAUCCGGUGCAACCGCUCACAGCACCUACGUGCCAGGCAUUUCCAACCAGCCCGGAACAUUAUACAUCGUCACUCCCACGGGCGCAUCUGCCACAGAUAAUGACGACUUAGAUGUUCCUACGGUUACUAUCUACAGCGGCGGACCCGGAUCGACAGCGCACAGCACCUACGUUCCAGGUGAAGACGAUGAGCCAGGCACCCUCUAUAUCAUCACUCCUACCUCUGGCCCGUCAGCCACAGAUGAUGAUGACUCAGGGUCUCCCACCGUUACCGUGUACAGCGGAGGUUCAGGUUCAACUGCGCAUUCCACGUAUGUUGCUGGUGUUUCUGGCCAACCAGGAACCCUUUAUGUGGUCACUCCUACUUCUGGAGCCUCUGCCACGGAUGACGAGGACGCUGGCAGCCCUACGGUCACCAUCUACACUGGAGGUCCAGGCUCCACCGGUCACACGACCUAUCUGCCUCCAGCAGCUUCAGGCGAGCCAGGAACCCUCGUUAUCGUCACCCCCAUGGGCGGAGCAUCUGCAACAGAUGACGACAACGUCAGAACUCUCACCGUUACGGUCUAUAGUGGAGGACCAGGUUCAACCGCGCACACAACUUAUGUCGCAGGCGAAGAUGGUGAGCCAGGAACUCUAUACAUCGUCACACCCACUUCUGGGGCCUCCGAGACAGAUGAUGAUGACUCAGGAAGCCCUACAGUCACCGUUUUUAGUGGUGGGCCAGGCUCAGCCGGACAUACCACCUAUGUGGCUGGCGUUUCAGGACAACCCGGAACCCUCUUCAUCGUUACCCCUACAUCUGAUCCCUCUGCUACAGAAGACGAUGAUUCCGAAACCGUCACCGUCGUUAACGGAGGCCCGGGUGUAUCUGGACACACUACUUAUGUCCCAGGCAUCUCAGGUCAGCCCGGGACUCUGUUCAUCGUCACUCCGACGUCCGGCGCCUCUGAGACGGACGACGAUGAUGGCUCAGGAAGUCCUACUGUUACUGUCUUCAGUGGUGGGCCAGGUACAGUUGGACAUACCACGUAUGUCCCUGGCGAAAACAAUGAGCCUGGAACCCUUUUCAUUGUCACGCCCACAUCUGACCCCUCUGCAACGGAUGAUGAUGAUUCUAGAAGCCCAACCGUCACUAUUUACAGUGGUGGGCCUGGCUCAACAGCUCACAGCACUCACACUUCUGGACAUCAUGGAGCUGGCGAGACUGUUACCAUCUACAGUGGAGGCCCUGGGUCAACUUCGCACUCGACUUACCUUUCUCCAGAAGCUUCAGGCGAGCCAGGCACUCUCAUCAUCAUUACCCCUACUUCCGGCGCCACUGCUGGUGUUGAAGAUGAUGAUGACGAAGUGACUGGAACCCACAGUGGAACUCACACCGGGCACCACACUGGAGGCCAGACCGUUACCAUUUAUACUGGUGGCUCUGGGUCGUCUGCUCACUCGACCUACGUCCCUCCAGCCGAGUCUGGCGAGCCCGGAACUCUCAUCAUUGUCACACCAACAUCCGGCUCUCACACUUCUCACCAUGCCACUGAGACGGGUAGCCAUACUGGACGGCGUACCGUUACUAUCCACAGUGGUGGCCCUGGCUCGUCAGCGCACACUAGCUAUGUUCCAGGUGAAGAUGGCGAGCCUGGAACCCUUUAUAUCGUCACUCCGACUUCAGGUCCCGAGGCUUCUGAGGAUGUCGACGACUCGGCAUCAGCGACUCACACAGGAGCCCACAACAUCACCAUCUUCACCGAGGGACCUGGCUCGACUGCACACACGACAUACAUCCCACCGACAUCGGGCGAGCCCGGCAAGGUGGUCAUUGUCACGCCCGCAUCCAACCCUCGAUCUGAGAGCUCUGACGCCGACGACAACAGUCAGCCAACUGUCACAGUCUACACUGGUGGCUCAGGCUCAGUGGCCCACACAAACUACGUCCCCGGUGAGUCAGGUGAGCCUGGAACCGUCUUCAUCGUCACGCCUACCAGAAGCCCUGCCGCUACCAUUUACAGCGGUGGUUCCGGCUCAGUUGCACACACAACUUACGUCCCAGGCGAGGAUGAUGAACCAGGAACUCUCUACAUCGUCACUCCCACUUCAGACCCGGGUCGUGCUACUGCCACGGUUUACACCGGCGGACCGGGCUCAACUGCACAUAUUACCUACGUGGCAGGAGAAGAUGGCGAACCUGGAACUGUCUUUAUUGUCACACCUACCACAGGCGCGGGCAGGGCAACGGCUACCGUGUAUAGCGGUGGGCCAGGCUCUACCACCCAUACCACAUAUGUACCGGGAGAGGAUGACGAGCCAGGCACCCUCUACAUCGUCACCCCAACCGGUGCUUCUCGAAGCCCUGCCGCUACGGUUUACAGCGGCGGAUCGGGGUCCACUGCGCACACGACAUAUGUCCCAGGAGAGGACGACGAGCCAGGAACGUUGUAUAUCAUCACACCCACUGGCACAUCACAAGUUCCUGCCGCUACCGUGUAUAGCGGUGGUUCAGGUUCAAGUGCACACACGACGUACAUUCCCGGCGAAGACGAUGAGCCAGGAACUCUCUAUAUUGUCACCCCUACUGGUUCUUCACGAAGCCCUGCUGCGACCGUGUACAGUGGUGGGUCAUGGUCAACGGCGCAUACCACGUAUGUUCCAGGAGAAGACGAUGAGCCUGGAACCUUAUACAUCGUCACUCCGACCGGCACUCCUGGUAGUCUCACAGUUACUAUAUACAGCGGAGGCCCAGGCUCAACUGCGCACACUACUUACGUCCCUGGAGAAGAUGAUGAGCCAGGAACCCUCUAUAUCAUCACGCCAACUUCAGGCCCAGAAGCUGAGACUUCUGGUCACCACACAGGCCCCGCUCACCACACCGUUACCGUCUUCAGCGGAGGCCCUGCUUCAACUGCCCACACCACGUAUGUCCCAGGGGCCUCUGGUGAGCCUGGUACUCUUUUCAUCGUGACUCCCACCGCGGGCGGGCCUACCGUCACUGUCUACAGUGGUGGCCCUGCCUCGACUGCCUACAGUACGUAUGUUGCUGGGGAAGACGGCGAGCCCGGCACACUUUACAUUGUUACGCCUACCUCAGGUCCUGAAGCCGAGACCACUGGUGAAGACAGUCCCACAGUCACCAUUUUCAGCGGAGGACCUGGCUCGGUUGGGCACACCACGUAUGUCCCUGGCGCUUCUGGUGAACCUGGCACUCUUUAUAUCGUCACUCCAACCGGGGGCGAUUCAGACGGCCAAACCGCUACUGUCUACAGUGGUGUACCUGGCACAGCUGCCCACACCACAUACGUGCCUGGAGUUGACGGCGAGGUCGGCACCGUCUUUAUCGUUACGCCAACGGCAAGCGUUUCGGGACGUCAUACCGUCACUAUCCACAGUGGUGGGCCUGCUUCUACGCCACAGACCACAUAUGUGCCAGGUGAAGAUGGCGAGCCCGGCACUCUGUAUAUCGUCACACCCACUGGAAGCUCUUCGGGACGCCAAACCGCUACUCUUUACAGCGGUGGCUCUGGCUCCGUGGCCUAUACCACUUAUGUCCCCGGAGAAGACGAUGAACCAGGCACGAUGUACAUCGUUACGCCUACUGGAACCUCCUCAGGGCGUCAGACUGUCACUGUUCAUAGCGGCGGGCCUAGUUCCGAGGCAUACACUACGUACGUGCCGGGUGAAGACGAUGAACCAGGAACCCUCUAUAUCAUUACUCCCACUGGAAGCCAUUCAGGAACUAGCACCUCGACAGGACGCCACACAGUUACUGUCCACAGUGGCGGACCAGGUACUGUGGCACACACAACCUACGUUCCAGGUGAAUUCGAUGAACCAGGAACUCUGUUCAUUGUCACGCCAACUGCAAGCUCGUCGGGCCGCCAUACCGUCACAAUCCAUAGUGGCGGACCCGGAACCGCUGCGCAUACUACUUAUGUUCCCGGUGAGGACGAUGAACCAGGCACUAUUUACAUCGUCACGCCCACUGGAAGCUUUACAGGGCGCCACACCAUUACUGUCCAUAGCGGUGGCCCCGGAACCGUCGCACACACCACUUACGUCCCGGGCGAAGAUGAUGAGCCAGGUACCCUAUUCAUCGUCACACCUACUGCUGCAAGCUCUUCGGGUCGGCACACUGUUACCGUUCACAGCGGCGGUCCCGGUACCGCGGGCCACACGACCUAUGUUCCAGGUGAAGAUGAUGAGCCGGGCACUCUAUUCAUCGUCACGCCUACAGGGGGUGAUUCAGACAGCCCUACUGUCACGGUGUACAGCGGUGGGCCAGGCACAGUUGGACACACUACAUACGUGCCAGGCGACUCAGGGGAACCCGGAACCGUUUUCAUUAUUACUCCCACUGGAGGUGAUGAUGAGAGCCCUACUGUCACCGUCUUCAGUGGAGGACCAGGCUCUACCACCCAUUCUACAUAUGUCACAGGAGCCUCGGGUGAGCCUGGAACACUCUACAUCGUCACUCCUACUUCGGGCCCCGACGCUGAGACUUCUGAUGGUCUCGAUGAUGAGGCGACUGGUAGCCCGAACGUCACCAUCUUUACGGGUGGUCCCGGAUCGGUUGCUCACACAACCUACAUCCCCGGUGAAGACGACGAGCCCGGAACUGUUAUCAUUGUCACUCCCACCUCAGGUCCCGAAACUGACACCUCUGAUGUUGAUGAUGGCAUCACCUCUGAUAGACCUACCGUGACCGUCUUCAGUGGUGGCUCAGGCACAGCUGGUUAUACCAGCUACGUCCCUGGUGAAUCGAACGAUCCGGGAACCGUUUUUAUCGUCACCCCGCAAGGAGAGCCUCAUUCUUCUUCGGGCGGUACACACCACGGAACCACGAUCGCACCGUCUUCCGCCGGUGGCAACGUUACCAUCUACAGAGCUGGCACUCGAUCAACUACAAGAACCAUCUUCGUGCCCGCUACAGCCUCCGAUGAAGCCGGCACCGUCAUUAUCGAGACCCCGACCGCGGGCCCGGAGGAGACAGAAUCUGGAAGCAUCACUUAUACAGAUAGCCACACGGCUGGGCACACCACAGUUGCGCCAGAUCAUGGAAGUGGAAACGUCACCAUCUACAGAGCCGGAACUCGCUCAACUUCACAUACCGUUUUCGAGCCCGCUACUGGAUCCAACGAACCGGGAACCGUCAUCAUCGAGACACCAACGGUCCCUGUCACCAAUUCAGCUGGUGAGACCACAUCUCCCGAGAUUGCAAACUCGACCAUCAUCCGUGGUGGCCCUCACUCAACGACACAUACAAUCUUCAUCCCGGCGACAGCUUCCAACGAGCCUGGAACCGUCAUCAUUGAGACGCCCACUGUCCACAUCACUGAUGGACCUGCUGAGACCACGACUGCCUCUCCUUCUGGCAUCGCCAACGUGACUGUUGUCCGAGGAGGUACUCUCUCAACCACUCAUACCGUCUAUAUCCCUCCUACUGCGUCGAACGAGCCCGGCACUGUUAUUAUCGAGUUGCCAGUUGUUGGCAUCACGGAUGCACCCAGCGAACCCACUUGGACACCCUCAGACGACGAUGUCACCAUCAUCAGGGAUGGUUCCUUGACAACUACGCACACCAUCUACAUCCCUCCAGCUUCAGGCCAGCCAGGGACAGUCAUCAUCGAGACUCCUACUGCGGUGCUUGCUACCAACUCUGCUGGUGAGACAACGCUGGUGGAUACUCCAGGUCACAACGUCACCGUCUUCAGAGCUGGUACUCGCUCAACCUCACACACCAUCUAUGAACCCCCGACCGCCGAUGGUGAGCAUGGCACUCUCAUCAUUGAAACUCCGACUGGGGAUCAUCACACUGGAGCAUCUGUUACCAGCCACUCUGGGGACCAGACCUCUCUCACACCUCAGGCUGGUGCCUCGUCUGCAGGCCUGUCUUCAGAGACCGGCGCCAGCGAUGGACAUUCAGGCAGUGUCACGUCCCAUACUGGGGCCUCAAGUGAUGAUUCGCAUACAUCUCACACCUCAUCACAUGGAUCUUCACACUCAGAUGCUUCGAGCACAUCUGGUGUCCUUGUCGAUGUUGAGAACAUCUCCCAAAGCUCAUCCAGCACUAACUCGGGAGCCGGGUUCUCCUCCAGCCAUUCAGGUUCUGCAUCUUCCUCCACCGGCUCGUCAACUGCUUCUAGUGGAAGCUCCGGAGCCUCCACCAGCUCCUCUGUCGCUCAGUCAACAUCUAGCCACGCUUCAGACUCUUCGCAUGCCAGCAGCUCCUCUACGGAUGCCAGCACCACUUCCAGUAGUGUCUCGACAAGCUCACACUCGAGCACAUCGUCCGCCAGCUCAGCUACCAGCAGUAGUUCAGCGGCAGUUUCAACCUCUAGUAGCUCUGCUCCUGGCUCAACUUCCAGCAGUUCCAUCGCAAGCACCUCUUCUAGUGCCGCAACAAGCUCGUCUAGUAGCGCCGCUGCUUCCACCUCUAGCAGCUCCGUUGCAACCACUAGUAGCUCAAUCUCAACCUCGAGCAGCGCCACAAGCACUUCAGUUAGCAGUAGUUCGUCAAGCAGCUCCUCCAGCUCAUCCACCACGCCCUCUUCGACUACGAGCUCUAGCUCAUCAAGCACCAGCAGCACAAGUAUGUCAACCACAGCACCACCCACAACUACAAGCAGCAGUUCCACCACGUCCACUACUUCAUCCGUCAAGCUCAUGCCCACUUUUGACUGCAACAAGAUGGGUUACGCCCUCGACGGCCGCCGACUCGUCAUGGUCAAUUUCGCCGACGGAAGCAGAAGCGCCAUUGGUUACAUCGGUACGGACGGCGGGUUCAUCAAUGCCAUCGGCUUCAACAAGCUCGACAACUACAUCUACGCCAUCAUCACCGACCCGCUACUCGAUAUCCUUCUGGGCAGCCUAUUUGGCAACCAGCCUGGUUCUUGGCUCAUGCGUGUCGCAAAGAACGGAAAUUGGGAUGUUCUACCGUAUCGCAUCGACAGUACGAGCAUCACCCUGGGUGACAUUGACGACGUUGGCCGUUUCUGGGUCUCAGAGGGAGGUAGAAAGUAUUUCCAGAUCGACGUCAAUCCGGCAUCUCCAACUUUUGGCAGCACCAUCACGUCUGGUCUCUCGAAUAUGGGCAUCUUGUCUGGCGUGGGUGACUGGGCGUUUGUACCGGGAAGCGGAAACUACCUCUACUCGGUGCAGUUCUCGCUCCUGUUCACCGGCAUUCUCUCCACCAAUGUCAUCAAGUUCAAUCUCGAUACGAUGAGAUGGGAGCUCCACAAAACAUGGGGUAUACUCAGCGUUCUAGGCGGCGGCCUCGUCUGGGAUAUUGUAUGGGGAACUUCCGACGGCAUGCUGUAUGCUCAAGAGACUGUUCUUGGAACCACCUGGAGAUUCAACAUCCGCAGUCCCAACACCAAUCCGGUUGCUCUGCCUAAGGGUGGAACUCUCCUGGCGUUGACAGGAGACGGUGCCAGGUGUAUUGGCGCAGCGUCAUAA
Molecule: messenger RNA, 16395 nt
Organism: Fusarium keratoplasticum
Lineage: Eukaryota; Fungi; Ascomycota; Sordariomycetes; Hypocreales; Nectriaceae
Exons: 2
Coding region: 1-16395 (5464 amino acids)
Source: RefSeq, a predicted model, not a curated record